AUGUCGUUUCGUGGAAGAGGAGGUGGUGGUGGUGGUCGCGGUGGUUUCGGAGGCCGCGGUGGAGGACGUGGAGGCUUCGGCGGUGGCAGAGGCCGAGGCGGCGGUGGUGGAGGCCGCGGCGGGCCACGAGGAGGUCGUGGUGGAGGAUUCAACAGGGGAGGUGGAGGUCGCGGCGGUGGCUUCAACAGAGGUGGAGGAGGUCGGGGAGGUGGUGGUUUCAACAGAGGUGGUGGUGGUGGUGGAUUUGGCCGUGGAGGUGGAGGUGGAGGUUUUGGACGUGGAGGAGGUGGUGGUGGUAGAGGAGGUAACUUCAGAGGUGGUCGAGGAAGAUAUUAA
Parnassius mnemosyne (clouded apollo) is the source of this 336-nucleotide messenger RNA. NCBI's taxonomy places the organism in Eukaryota, Metazoa, Arthropoda, Insecta, Lepidoptera, Papilionidae. The record is from the annotation of a GenBank genome assembly.